UGAAAAGCUUCAUCGUGUAAUUUACCUCAAAUGUGAGCGAAAAUGCGCUCACUAAUUUAGGUGUGUCCCUGUGGGGCGGGUACACUUCCCACCGCACUGUAUGAGCAGUAGAAGUGCCACCUGCGGAAACAAGCUCGGCGCCGGGCACAAAAACAAACACACCUAAAUUGAAUUUGGGCGACCAGUACCGUGACGAGACCAGGGACCGGGGAAGCUAGCUGUUGUUAUCCCACAGCACUACUAGUCCCCUUCUGUUAAGUAGCCUAAGUAGCUACAUAAUGGAAGCAAAUGAAACCCCUUCCUGACACACCGGAUCGUAUUUCAGCGAAUUUCAUGAGCACUAUGAGGUGCAGGAGAACGGAUGAACUCUCCCAACUAGAUGGAUCACACAGCUUCGACAGAGUAGGUCUUGAAGAGGUGUGCGGGUUGGCGCAGAGGUGUAGCGGACAUGCGCAUCACAGAGACUCGCGACCACCUGAGAACCCCCACUCCUUCACACUGCCCUGCUGUGAGACGGCGACUAGGACAGGGCCUGCUGCACGUCAAGUGGACCUUAACCUAAUUAGCAGCUUCCCGUCAAAUCUUGAUUCCUGUCUUCAAAAGACCCCUUCCCGGACCAAAUGGUCAGGGAAGACUAUGUGGUUAAUAUCCACCGAUGCGCGUGAGGCUCCACCCACUGGCGUUGAGAGGAACUACAAGCGCCAGAACUUGUGGACGUGCCUCUGAUGUUUGUUAACGGAAGAUAAAAUGUCCGUUUUUAUAUCUUGCAAACUCUGUAGAAAUAUUCCAAAUGUAUGCCUUGGUGUCUGUUUCCCCAUUCUCACUUUGACAGGUCCUCUGCAUGAUUUUGAAAGCUGUUCAUGAUUUGAAAUGUUGUAUUGAACAAUAAGCAACCGAUCUGCCACGACCAAAGAUUAAACAAUGAUCCUAUGCGUGAGAGUAAAAAGUUGGAAGUGCUUUAGAUUAAUAUUAUUUUAAAACCCAUUUACUCAAAUUUGUAGACAAGAUUCAGGCUGAUGGGUGUGGUCUUCUCCAAGUCGGCACUCCCUCUUCCUACGCCCCGCCCCUGGGGUAUUUAACUCUAAACUCACACCUUUCUCAGGGAGUUGAGUUCAUGCUAGUCUUGUUUUUCCUCUCCUCGUACCUUGCGGGCAGCUCGCCAGCAGGGCUGGCCAUCGUCCCCCCCCCCCCCCACACACUUGGUAAACGCGAGCCGGGAUCGAACGGACAUGGCUUCCCAGCCUAAACUUGCGCCUCCGCUAAGCGAGCAGAGCCGCUACUACGAAGGUACAGAGUCAGCUCCCAGCCAAGCGGGAUCACUCUGAAAUUACCAGCGAGCCACGAAAGAGGCAGGAAGAGAGACGUCCAGUUCUCCCAAGAAAGCGUGACAAUCAGCCAUUGCAACCAAAUCUGUCGCGUUGCUUCCGGAGCACCUUCCAAAGGAAGACCACGGCCGAAGACCGGCUGAUCAGCAUUCCUUUGCCAGAAUUGUUUUAAGGCCAGAAGCUGGAGGUUUUAAGGCUGGCCCAAGACAACGCACAAAUCAUUCUUGGAGCUGAUAACAUCAAAUAAUUGGCCAUGGAUGGAGGCGAAGUUUUGCGACCGUUAUCCGGACCGAGCAUAAGCGGCGGGCGCCUCUCCGUGCGAGGCCGGCAGACAGCGGUCAGGCUUCGGCCUCAGGUGCAUCGCUGAGGUGGGGCGACGCGGACGUCCGGCAGGUGUUGCAGAGGCAUGGACUGUAACUGCGUCAGCGAUCUGCUGCUCCCUCCAGUGCCCGCACUCUGGACGCCAGGGUUUGCCUUCCCUGACUGGGCCUACAAGCCGGAGUCGAGCCCGGGAUCACGGCAGAUCCAGCUGUGGCACUUCAUCUUGGAGCUGCUGCAGAAGGAGGAGUACCAGGGCGUGAUCGCGUGGCAGGGCGACUACGGCGAGUUCGUCAUCAAGGACCCAGACGAGGUGGCUCGAUUGUGGGGGAUCAGGAAGUGUAAACCUCACAUGAACUAUGACAAGCUGAGCAGAGCACUAAGGUAUUACUACAACAAGCGCAUUUUGCACAAAACCAAAGGGAAGCGCUUCACAUACAAGUUCAACUUUAGCAAGGUGGUGCUAGUCAACUAUCCCAUCCUCGACAUGGCCAACUCGCCCUUCUUCCUGGCCCAGAACCACUUCAAUGGAGGCUCCACCGCACCCGACUGCACCCCAGAGACCAUCCAGUCCCUGUUUCCUCGCUUACCAGACUCGGGCCGAACCUCCUCCCUGUUUGAUCGAGGGAGCACAGCGCCGGGGCCAGAAGGAGACAAGCUCCGACUGGACACAUUUCCUUUCCUGAGUUCAGGUGGCCCAUGCUACACCAAACCUCCAUCCCUUCUGGGCGCCUACCCCCGCAGCCCACCCUUCGACUACCCGUGGGGUUUCAACCCCUACCUCCCAGGGGCCUUCUCCCUCAACAACUGCCCCAAGCUGCCCCCCGGCUCCCUCUACCCCUCCCAGUUCUAUCCCGGCCCCUUGCCCAGCAGCCUCUCUCAGCUGUCCCACCCCUUCACCACCCUGCUACCACAUGGGGAGGCCGAGAGGGGAGCGGCCGGCGGGACCAACGGGGCGCUGGGGGGCCGACCGACCGCGCUGCCGUACCCGGGGAGCCUGUCACUAAACCGCGCCGACCUAGGCAACUCUCUGUUGGGCGGGGAGCGUGCCCGGGCCACACCCCCGAUUCUGGGCCCUGGGCGCCAGAGCCCCACGGAGAGGCGGGGAAGCGUCAAGCGGGACGCCGAGUCAGACUCAGACUUGGAAAUCACCGACCUGAGUGACUGCAGCUCGGACAACGAGCACGAUUUUGCCACGGCCAAAGACGCCGCCCUGGGGGGGAAGAAGGCGGCGGCACUGCCUCUGCCCCUGCCGCCGCCCGUGUCCGCCCUUCCUCUGAAGGGGCUGAUGCCCCUCACCCCACCUCCGCCGCUUCCUGCCAUGUUGCAUGAGCGCCACAGGGAGACAGACACCCUCAAAAUGAUCCACAGCUAAUACUUCUUCUUCUUUCUCUGCGUUUCUCCCCCUUUGUCCACGUCUUUACCAACACUCGCCACUAGCCUUUCCUCCUGAUUUUUUUUCAGCGUACCACUUACUUCCCUGUUCCUUGUUCGAAAAGGAAGAAGUCUCCGUUUAUGGCCACUUGCAUCAUCAAAUCGACAUGAAUGGCCUCUCCUGUGCUCAAAGUAAGGUUAACAAAGACGCAGGCCAGUACUGCCACCCAGUGGUGUUCAGUGUGCAUCUCUUAUAGUCACCUUCGUAGUCUUGUGCUCAAAAUUGUUGCUCACAACUUCCUCUGAUAAUUUUAUUUUGUUUCGAUGUUUAUCUUAUUAUAAUUUAAAACACAUUUAUAGUGGAGUGAAAAUAGGCAUAUAUAAUUGUCGAUUUUAUUGUCUUAAUUUAUUUUAAUUCAAACAGCAUAUCUAGUGUUGUGGGCGGGGGAAUAUUGUUUUCAAUAUAUUAUUUAUUUAUUCAUUUAUUGUCUAUGAAUUCCUUUCAGUUCACCUUGAUUAAUUCAAACCACAUUUUUGGUGGUUUCAGAAACAUUUUGUCUUGUUUUUUAAUAUUUAUUAAUUUAUUUUAAUUUCAUUGAAUUUAAACCAUAUCCCAAGUGGUGUAAACACCUAUUUUUCUCUGUGUUUGUUUCUCAGUUUAUUUUAAAUUAAUAAUAAUGCAAACCACGUUACUAGUGGUGUGAAAAGAAUGUCUUGUAUUUAAUUGUUUCUUGAUUUAUUUCAAUUUAAUUUAAACCACAUUUCUAUAGGUUUGUUUUUAAAAUCACAUUAUUCCAAUAAUUGAUUUUCAUUUCUAGUGGUGUGAAAAUAUCUGUAUUUUUAUUUAUAUUCUUGCACAUUCUGGGGUAGAAAAAAAAGGGAAGAAAGGAAGAGCAGACAUUUGAAAUGUGUAUAAAUACUUGCGUGUGUAUGUUUUAAUAUGGUGUACAUUUAAUUAUUACCACCUAUGACGAGAGGUAGCCGUAUCGUGGGGAUUUAAUUUCCGUAUUUGAUUCAACAUGUUGGGGGGGUGGGGGGGGGGGCUGGUAAAGUUCUAAGCUUAUGUGUAUCAAAGGUUUCAAUAAUUCAUAAGCAGAUGUUUUUCUAUGAUGAGCUUAUCGGGAUGGUGUCUGAUUUAUUUAAUUGUGCCCUUUAGUUUGUUUUUGUUUUUCAAAAAUGUCCACUCUGCAAAUCCUUUGGGGUGCACAAAAUAUGCUAGUAGCUUAUUUUUAUAUUAGCAUUCAUCCAGUGUAAAGCCACAAAAUGUUCUAUUUCAUUAUAUUAGCAUUCAUCCAGUGUAAAGCCACAAAAUGUUCUAUUUCAUUAUAUUAGCAUUCAUCCAGUGUAAAGCCACAAAAUGUUCUAUUUCAUUUUCCAUCCAUCCUUCCAUUUUCUGAGCCGCUUCUCCUCACUAGGGUCGCGGGCGUGCUGGAGCCUACACCCUGAACUGGUUGCCAGCCAAUCGCAGGGCACAUACAAACAAACAACCUUUCGCACUCACACCUACGGGCAAUUUAGAGUUGUCAAUCAACCUACCAUGCAUGUUUUGGGGAUGUGGGAGGAAACCGGAGUGCCCGGAGAAAACCCACGCAGGCACGGGGAGAACGUGCAAAACUCCACACAGGUGGGGCCAGGGAUUGAACCCCGGACCUCAGAACUGUGAGGCAGACGCUCUCACCAGUCAGCCACCAUGCCACCCUAUUUCAUUUUAGUUUAUUUUAAAAUUUCAUUCCUUGGAUAGAAAAAAAACAAAAAACUGAGCCACAUUGUACUGCGUCUAGGCCAGUGAAAUCUCUAUUGUAAAGUUCCUAAUGUGACACACAAGCGGAUGUAAAUACUGUUUGCUGUGUGUGUGUGUGUGUGCGUGUGUGUGUGUGUGCGUGUGUGUGUGUGCGUGUGUGUACACAUCUCACAUGCUUUGUUUUAAUGUAAAGAGGUCACAUUGGGAAAAAAAAGAUUAAUAUCUUGAAAAGCAAUAAACUUAAUUAUUCUGGAUAUUGCACUCUUGUUGUCACUUUCUUGGUUUAUUUUCUAUUGACAGAAAAAAACUACCAUUAUAUUUUCAUGUACAUUUUUGGCAUACUGUAUAUUUAACAUGUUCAUAUUUUACAAGAUGAUACAGAAUUCUUUGAAUGUUUAGUUUUCAAUGUAAUGUUUUUCUGUAUAGUGGUAUGCUCGCCUGGGUUCAGCGACAGUGUGGAUGUGAGUGUGAGUGGUUGUCUGGCUCCGUAUC
Messenger RNA from Phyllopteryx taeniolatus (common seadragon), 5250 nucleotides. It is a transcript of the gene erfl1, whose product is annotated as Ets2 repressor factor like 1. Gene Ontology annotation, cellular component: nucleus. The record is from RefSeq and is a predicted model, not a curated record. Gene Ontology annotation, biological process: regulation of transcription by RNA polymerase II; cell differentiation. The transcript has 12 exons. The coding region runs from base 1732 to 3018 and encodes 428 amino acids. NCBI's taxonomy places the organism in Eukaryota, Metazoa, Chordata, Actinopteri, Syngnathiformes, Syngnathidae. Gene Ontology annotation, molecular function: sequence-specific DNA binding; DNA-binding transcription factor activity, RNA polymerase II-specific.